Messenger RNA from Iphiclides podalirius (scarce swallowtail), 447 nucleotides. Lineage: Eukaryota; Metazoa; Arthropoda; Insecta; Lepidoptera; Papilionidae. The record is from the annotation of a GenBank genome assembly.
AUGCGGGAUUUAGAAAAGGCGGUGAGAGAGCAAAGAGAAGAUGGCUUACAGGUAGCAUACUUUGAGGGCAAAGGGCGUGGCGUUAUUGCUACCCGUGCGUUCGGACGCGGACAGUUUGUGGUGGAGUACGCCGGAGAGCUGGUAGGCGUAGCAGAGGCCCGGGAAAGGGAACAACGCUACGCUCAGGACCCCGAAGCCGGUUGCUACAUGUAUUAUUUCAGACAUGGUGAUCAGCAGUAUUGCAUCGACGCAACAGCGGAGAGCGGUCGUUUGGGCCGACUCGUGAACCAUUCGCGCAACGGCAACCUCCACACGAAGGCACUGUGGGUGGACGGACCGCGACUGGUGUUGCUCGCCGCUCACGACAUCGCGCCAGGGGAUGAGCUCACGUAUGACUAUGGAGACCGCUCGCGCGAGUCGCUCAGACAUCACCCCUGGCUUGCGCUC